AUGAAUGGGGGAUCCCGGUGGCAUAGACAGAAUGGAGGAGACGUUUGUUCGAAAGAGUCGACUCCUCUCAAAGGAUCCUCUCGGAGAGCCUCGGAAAGAGUAUCCGGGAGACCUCGGGAGAGUGUGAGCCGAAAGAGAAAAGCCAAAGAGCGCUGCACGUCCUUCAUUGCGGUUCUAGCGGCUGUUUUGGCAAUGUGUAUUGGAGUGGCCCUUUUCCUCACAGACACGGUUCGAGGCUGGUAUGAUACCUUUCAAGACACAAAACACGACAACGAUAAACAGCAUCAACAGGAAUACGAUGAAAUUGGGCGCUACAUUGUAGAUGACUAUGACACAAAACCAGCUUUUGCAGACUUCUUACCGGGCUUGGCUGGAAUCUAUGGAAAGCCACUAUAUGCAUUCUACACAAACCGAGGACAGGGGAUCGCUUCGUUUGGUGUAAAAUCAAAAGACUAUCCCAUCAUGGAGUUCCAGUCCGCCAAAAAGGCAUACCAGUCAACGGCACUCGUGGGAUUCAGAACCUUCCUGCAGGGGUCUCGAGGAACACAACACUUUCUCACAGAACCCUUUGGGGCCUUAACAACUCGCUUUCCAAAUGUUGUCAAAUCUGAUUACACAUUGACACCCAACACACUCGCAGCGCCAUUCUACCUGCCCAAACGAACCAUGUACAUUGGGCGCAAUGAAGUGCAAAUCCGUGAGGUUGAUACUGCACACAAAAUCGAAACCAAUGUAUCAUAUUUCGUUCUGCCGGAAGAGGACUUUGGAGCGUUCGUACGGCGUGUGACUAUUGUCAACACCGACAACAGACAACCACUGGUCCUGUCUGCUUUGGAUGGCCUCGCACGAAUGGAACCAGCCGGUGGAAAGCUAGACGGGUACUUGAAGGACAUGGGAAACACACUCGAGGGCUUUAUGAACGUAUUCAGCCCAUAUAACAAUACACAGACCAUGCCCUUCUACCGAGUGACGUCUCAGCCAUCUGACACCGAGGCGACAACAGCACAAAUUGCGGGACAUUACUGUCUCGCUAUGAUUGAAGGAGAACCGCAGUCGCAGCUCUUGCCCAUCAUUUAUGACCCGUCGACUAUAUUCGGAGACGAUACAUCCCUGAUUCGACCGAUACGCCUCAUGUCACGAACUGUACGUGAUAUCAUUGCAGGGCCUCAGUAUGGGGCGGCCAAAACGCCGUCAGCGUUUGCAGCAGUGGACUCGAAAACACUGAAACCUGGCGAAUCUGUCACCAUUACCUCUUUCUACGGAAAGGCAGCUCAUAUUAUGGAUGUUCCAGUCGUUGCCAGGAGGAUCCAACAGCCGGGGUUUGGCCAGUACAAGCAAACGAGGCUUCGGGAGAUUGUCAGACAGAUAACCGCACAGAUAGAGACCAAAACAGCCAACAAACUAUUCGAUGGGUACGUCAAACAGAUGUUCCUGGAUAGCAGCUUAAAUGGGGGCGUCCCUACCCUGCUUGGCGAGGUGGACGACGACGCCUUGAUGAGAAGCGUUGACGAAGACGAACGUUUGAAGGUAUAUCACUUGUUUUCGAGGAUCCACGGUGACUUGGAACGCGAUUACAACGACUUCGAAGUCAGUCCCACAUUUUUUUCCGAGGGACCUGGGCGCUUCAACGACCUUGCGCAGCACCGCAGAAACGAUGUUUUCUUUGCGCCUCGUGUUGGCAGUUUCAAUGUUAGACUGUUCCUAUCGCUCCUGCAAGCCGACGGGUACAAUCCGCUGACGGUCGAGUCUGUUUCGUUUACUAUAUCUAACAAAAUCAUAUGCAAUGAGCUGGCUGCCGCAGCUGUGGGCCAGGCUGAUGGACACAGAGCCCAACGGGAGAAACUGAGCGACAUCCUGAACGGGGGGCCUUUUCGCCCUGGCCAGCUCUUCGAGCUCAUGGCUGAGGCCAACAUGGAGCUAAUCAUCCCAAUUCACACUUUCAUCGACAGGAUUGCAGCUGCCAGCGAGAUUCAUCCAAUGGGCGUAUUCGGCUCUGGGUUUUGGGCUGAUCAGUUCUCCUACUUUAUGGACUUCAUCGAAUCGUACCUGGAGAUUUACCCCGACCAGGAAGAGCGGCUGCUCUUUAAUGAAAAGCUCAAAUUUUUCUACUCUCCAGCCUCAGUUAGACCAAGGAACGAAAAAUAUGUUGUGUCUGUGAGCUUUAGUGGCAACGGAAAGCACAUUCGACAACUCGAUGCAGUGGCUCACGAUCAGGAAAAGGUUGACUAUCAAAUGAGGUAUUUCGUGAACACAACUGGGAGGUUGGAUUUGGAGGCGAAUUGGCAACACGAUUCCAACGGUAACAUUUUUCAAAGCACCGUGGUUGAAAAGUUGAUCUUGUUGGCUACUCUCAAGUUCAGCACGAGAUGCCCCUAUGGUAUGUCCAUUGAGUACGAGGCGGGGAAGCCAGGAUACAACUCAGCAAUGAACGGAAUCCCCAGCAUGAUUGGAAGCGGUGUCGCGGAAGCCUACGAGCUUCUGCGCCUUCUUAGGUACCUCUCUUCGGUGGUCAACCGUUUCCCUCAACCAAUUCAGAUUCCUGUGGAACUAUUCGAUUUGUUGAUGGCUGUGAAUAAAGCGCUGGAAGCUCUGCUGCAGCACGCUGAUCUGCAAGGAGAUAGCGAACUGUCAGAGUCUGUCCCUACUAGUCGUUUUGAAUACUGGGACAGGGUUGCCAGUUCUCGAGAAUCUUAUCGAGAGAGAGUACGAGUGGUUUUUGAUGGCGAGACUAAAUCGGUCGGCGCCGACUUUUUACAAUCAACUCUUGACAUGUGGAUCAAAGAAGUGGUAGACGGUUUAGACAGAGCCUCGCAUUUUGGGUCCCGCGGGGAGGGAGACGAUGGCAGUAGUGGUCUUCCGCCAACCUAUUUUUCCUACAACGUGACGAAGUGGAAGAAGAAUGGUGAACUGAACUCCGACCUACACCCCUUUGCCAAUGCAUCCGCAAUGGUAAUGAACAGAUUCCCUCUUUUCUUGGAGGGCCCCACAAGGAUGAUGCAGACCUCUUCUCCCGCUGAUGCAAGAAAGGUGUACUCCAGAGUACGAGCAUCUCACCUACGAGACAAGAACCUGGGGAUGUACAAGCUCAGCGGCAGCUUGAAUGGACAGAGCCGUGAUAUUGGCAGAGCCACAGCAUUUGCACCUGGAUGGCUUGAAAACGAAUCUAUUUGGAUGGAAAUGUCUUACAAAUUCUACUUCCAACUCCUCGACAAAAACAUGGUGCAAGAGUUCUUUGGGGAGAUGCUUUCAGGAGGUCUCUUGCCUUUUAUGGACCCAAGUCAAUAUGGAAGAUCAUUGAUGGAAUGUUCUGCUUUUCUCGCUUCUUCUGCCUUUGAAGACCCUUCGAAGCAUGGUAGAGGCUUUUAUGCACGUUUGACGGGGGCAACCUCUGAGUUUUUGAGGAUGUGGGUGCGAAUGAUGAUUGGCAAGAAGCCGUUCUUCGUGGUUGAAGACACGGGGGAGCUAAGGAUGCAGCUUCUGCCAUCUCUGCCGAAAUGGCUUUUCCUCGAAGGACAAGACCAGAGAAACUCCUCAGAGGUACCAUCGAUUACUUUCAAGCUCUUCGGGUCUAUUCAAGUUUCAUAUCAUAAUGAGCGAAGGGAUGACCUUGUUCAGAUUCCACCCUAUCGUUACGUUGUGGGCUAUCGUGAUGGGUCAACAUUUGAAGUGCAGGGAGCAACCAUCCCAUUUGGCCUCGCUGAUAAGAUCAGGCGUGUCGUGUUUGUAGCCUCGAUCGAUGUCUACUAUCGUUAG
Molecule: messenger RNA, 3753 nt
Organism: Seminavis robusta
Lineage: Eukaryota; Bacillariophyta; Bacillariophyceae; Naviculales; Naviculaceae
Source: the annotation of a GenBank genome assembly